Mus caroli (Ryukyu mouse) is the source of this 807-nucleotide messenger RNA. RefSeq names its product mitochondrial ribosomal protein L43 (gene Mrpl43). Gene Ontology annotation, cellular component: mitochondrial large ribosomal subunit. Gene Ontology annotation, biological process: mitochondrial translation. Gene Ontology annotation, molecular function: structural constituent of ribosome. The record is from RefSeq and is a predicted model, not a curated record. Lineage: Eukaryota; Metazoa; Chordata; Mammalia; Rodentia; Muridae.
UCCCGCCCUCCGGCUCCGCGUCCUGGCUCUCUAACGGUAGCCAUGACCGGGCGCGGGACUCCGAGCCGCUUUCUGACUAGCGUCCUCCAUAAUGGGCUAGGUCGCUACGUGCAGCAGCUGCAGCGCCUCAGCCUCAGCCUCAGCCGGGAUGCGCCCUCGUCCCGCGGCGCCAGGGAGUUCGUGGAACGCGAGGUGACUGACUUCGCCCGACGGAACCCAGGAGUCGUAGUAUAUGUGAACCCGCGCCCGUGCGCCAUGCCACGAAUAGUGGCCGAAUACCUUAAUGGGGCUGUGCGCGAGGAAAACGUCAACAGCAAGUCGGUGGAGGAGAUCAAGUCGUUGGUGCAGAAGCUGGCAGACCAGUCUGGCUUGGAUGUGAUCCGCAUCCGCAAGCCCUUCCACACGGACAACCCGAGCAUCCAGGGCCAGUGGCACCCCUUCACCAACAAACGGACUGCCCUCCACGGGCUGCGGCCCAGAGAACUCCGGGAUUCUGCUGCAGCUUCGAUGCAAGCACAGUAAAGAACCAGGCGCUUUGGACCGUGAGAGGGAUAGGAUUGGUUCCUCUUUCGGAUUUCAAGCUCAGGCCAAGUAGGUGGGUGGAUCCUACCAGCCGGGGCGUGGCCUGAGAUAAAGAAGAACCUUUUCCUUUGCCCACUUGUAGCUAGGUGCAUUGACCUUGUGAAUACCCUAAUUCUGAUUCAGUCGGCCUCCUUGCAAGCUGAGAUGUGAGAAGUGUACAACACUUGUCGUACAAGGACCUUGCUUUCUGAAAUACGAAUAAUAAUGAUUUCAAAACACGUGAAA